This is a messenger RNA of Peromyscus maniculatus bairdii (prairie deer mouse), 2236 nucleotides long. NCBI's taxonomy places the organism in Eukaryota, Metazoa, Chordata, Mammalia, Rodentia, Cricetidae. The record is from RefSeq and is a predicted model, not a curated record.
CUGAGGAGGCGGCCUACGCUGAAAAAGGGGGUACCUGAAAAUGCCUAGUUGUCUGGCCCAGGAGCCACGGCCGCCCCUGGCAAGGAAGGCUUCAUCUGUCCCGGAACCUACUGGAAGGCGGGCCUGGCUCUGGCAGGCAGCUCUGGCCACGCUCAACCCCAACCCCACGGACAGCUGUCCCCUCUACCUGAACUGUGCCACCGUGGCGGCUCUGCCUUCCAGGGUGAGCCGGCAUAACAGCCCUUCCGCUGCCCACUUCAUCACCAGGCUUGUGCGAACCUGCCUGCCACCUGGAAGCCACCGGUGUGUCCUGAUGGUCUGUGAACAGCCCGAGGUUUUUGCCUCUGCCUGUGCCCUGGCCCGGGCCUUCCCACUCUUCACACACCGCUCAGGGGCAUCCCGGCGCACAGAGAAGAGGACGGUCGUGGUGGAAUUCUUCCUGGUGGGACAGGACAAUGGCCCAGUGGAAGUGUCCACCUUGCAAUGUUUAACCAAUGCCGCAGAAGCUGUGCGGCUAGCUGCCCGCAUUGUGGACACUCCAUGCAAUGAGAUGAACACAGACAUCUUCCUUGAGGAGAUUACUCAAGUUGGAAAGGAGCUGGGGAUCACCCCCACCAUCAUCCGGGAUGAGCAGCUGAAGACCAGAGGAUUUGGAGGAAUCUAUGGGGUUGGCAAAGCUGCCCUCCACCCGCCUGCUCUGGCCAUCCUCAGCCAUACCCCUGAUGGGGCCACACAGACCAUUGCCUGGGUGGGCAAGGGUAUCGUCUAUGACACCGGUGGCCUCAGCAUCAAAGGGAAGACCACUAUGCCAGGGAUGAAGCGAGAUUGUGGGGGUGCCGCAGCCAUCCUGGGAGCCUUCAGAGCCGCCAUCAAGCAGGGUUUCAAAGAUAACCUCCAUGCUGUGUUUUGCUUGGCUGAGAAUGCUGUGGGCCCCAAUGCCACCAGGCCUGAUGACAUUCACCUUCUGUACUCAGGAAAGACCGUGGAGAUAAACAACACAGAUGCCGAGGGCAGGCUGGUGCUAGCCGAUGGCGUGUCCUAUGCUUGCAAAGACCUGGGAGCUGACAUCAUCGUGGACAUGGCCACAUUGACUGGAGCACAGGUGAGUGUCACAUGUCACCCCUUACGCCCCGUUAGCCUGGACCCCUCUUGGCAGGUGAGAAUGGAGCAGCUGUUGAACCAGGCUGUGCUCUGCCUGCUUGUUGUUCGUGGUUCCUUUCUCUGCCCUCCUUUCUGCCUCUUCCGUGGUCUGUCUGUCUGUCUGUCUGCUGCUCCACGUUGCCUUGUGUUUCUCUUCUGCCCUCCCUGGUAUGGUUGCUUCUCUUGUGUCCUUUGCCAGGGCAUUGCCACAGGGAAGUACCAUGCAGCCGUACUCACCAACAGUGCCGAGUGGGAGGUGGCCUGCGUGAAGGCUGGCCGCAAGUGCGGGGACCUGGUCCACCCUCUGGUCUACUGCCCCGAGCUGCACUUCAGCGAGUUCACCUCAGCCGUGGCUGACAUGAAGAACUCAGUGGCGGACCGAGACAACAGCCCCAGCUCCUGUGCUGGCCUCUUCAUUGCUUCACACAUCGGAUUUGACUGGCCUGGGGUCUGGGUCCAUCUGGACAUCGCAGCUCCAGUGCAUGCUGGCGAGCGAGCCACGGGCUUUGGUGUGGCCCUGCUAUUGGCACUUUUUGGCCGUGCCUCUGAGGACCCACUGCUGAACCUGGUUUCCCCACUGGACUGUGAGGUGGAUGCCCAGCAGGGUGAUGACGUGGGACGUGACUCCAAGAGACGCAGGCUCGUGUGAGCGCUACUGCCCACCUGGUGACACGGGUUCCUUACCUCAUUUUGCACUGGCUGACUGGUUUUAAGUAUUUGAGAGAUUAGAUCUUGAGAUGAGUUUGGCUUUUCCUUUCUGUAACAUGUGGUGAUGGGAGUGGCCAUUCUUCUCUUAGAAGACAGCUCAGGGUUUGGUGGAAUCUGGUGAAGGCUGUCACAGACCUCCUAAGUCGGCUUCUGCAAACUCACUGUCCCUUAUCCCCCCACCUGGUCAUUAGAACCACCUCAGGUCACCUCUGUGGUGAGUGCACUUCCUGAUCCAGGCCCUUGCUCCAGCUGCGGCUCACUGGGGUGCCCAGCCAGCCCAUGCCUUGGUAGAUGUGACUGGCUGUUAGAGGCUCCAUUCUGUGAAGCAGGAAGAGCCUCACAGCCCCUCCAGUUCACUUGAAGUUGAAUUAAAUAUGACCACAACAUA